Paraphaeosphaeria sporulosa is the source of this 1707-nucleotide messenger RNA. Its product is annotated as putative MFS quinate transporter. Gene Ontology annotation, biological process: carbohydrate transport; transmembrane transport. NCBI's taxonomy places the organism in Eukaryota, Fungi, Ascomycota, Dothideomycetes, Pleosporales, Didymosphaeriaceae. The transcript has 3 exons. The coding region runs from base 143 to 1699 and encodes 518 amino acids. Gene Ontology annotation, cellular component: membrane. Gene Ontology annotation, molecular function: carbohydrate:proton symporter activity. The record is from RefSeq and is a predicted model, not a curated record.
GUUUUUCUCCAUGCCCUGGUGGUCCCCAUACCCCGGAAGUGUUCCCCAGAUGUAAUGGAGCGUGCGCAGUGCAUAUAUUGUCGUCUUCCGCUGCAGUCGUGCCAGCAACUUUGAUCGUCAUCUCUUCCCCACUACCACCAAGAUGGCCCCGAAGAUGUCCCCGUUCUAUCUGCUUGCUGUCGUUAUACUGGCGUCCGGUGGUAUCCCAAAAGGUUACGACGAGGGAGGUUUCAGUGCAAGUGUAACCUUGCCGGCGUUUAAGGCUGAUUAUGGCCUCAACAAAAACCUCUGGGUCGGCAACGCAACUGGACUUGCCAAUCGCACUGCCAAUAUCAGCUCCUUUGGUGUUCUCGGGGCUGCAUUUGGCGCGAUCAUUGCAUACUUUCUCAACGACAAGGUCGGAAGACUAUGGUCGUAUAGAAUUGCAGUACUGGUGUGGGCUAGCGGCAUCCUAAUGCAGGUCUUCUCCUCCGGAAUCUUUGGAUUUCUUCUCUUUGCUAGGAUCUGGGGAGGUCUCGGCGCAGGUGGCCUCACAGUCAUUUCACCGCUCUUCCUAUCCGAGAUUGCGCCGACGAAGUCCAGGGGGAUGGUGACCAGCAUGUACAUGGUAGUCUUGCUGUCCUUCCUGUCGCUGGGCUUUUUCAUCAAUUACGGGGUCAGCAAGCACAUGGCUCAAAGCAGGGCACAGUGGCAGAUCGUACAGAUGAUUCCGUUGAUCCCAAUGGGCUUCUGCUUCUUCGCCUCGUGGUUGCUUCCAGAAAGUCCCCGGUGGUUAGCCUCGCGAGGCCGCCGAGAGGACUGCAUCGCCGCGCUUGCUCGUCUUCGAGGAAUGUCUCACGAUGACCCCGCCCUGAUGGGCGAGUAUGAACGAACCGAACUGGAGGCGAACGCACUCAUCGAGAUGUCCAAAACCUCUAUGCCGCAGAUUGCGAAGGAAUGCUUUACAGACCCCAACCUGCGUAACCGAUAUUUCCUCGCGGUUGCACUGCAUACCAUUGCCCAAUGGACAGGUGGCAAUGGAAUUACCUACUAUAUCUCCGACAUUUUCCAGUACGCUGGUGUCAAGGGAUCUGAAACCUCGCUCAUUACAUCUGGAGCCUACGGUCUCGUAAAGCUGUUCGUGACAAUGGUCUUCGCCUGGGGUCUCAUCGAUAGGCUCGGUCGCAGACGCUGCAUGCUGGCCGGCUUGACUCUUCAAGGCAUCACUCACAUUUACAUGGCCAUUUACUUCGGUGCUAUCGGCCAAGGAAACCAACCUGCUUCCGAUGCUGCAAUCGCAUCGGUGUUCAUCUAUGCGACGGGCUGGUCUGUCGGUCUUUGUACGAUCCCAUACAUCUACGGGACGGAAAUCUUCCCCACCAAGGCCCGCAGUUUCGCAUACGCAACCACCAUGGCACUUCACUGGUUCUACCAAUUCGCUGUUGUGCGAGUGACACCGGUCAUGUUGACGGCGCUUGAUAAAUGGGGCGCGUACGUGUUCUGGGCCAUGAUCUGUGCGAUUGGAGUUGUCGUGCUGGGCUUGUGGGCACCGGAGACCAAGGGUGUGCCGUUGGAGCGCAUGCCCGAACUUUUCGAUCACGCAUGGUACAAGUGCUGGAAGUCAAAGUUGGACCCGCGCAACGACUUUAGGGAGUCGUAUGAGGGGAAAGCUGAGGUCAAGUACAGUGUUGAGCAACGCGAGAGUGAUCCUCGUGCGUAGAUUCCGAU